This is a messenger RNA of Musca vetustissima, 4896 nucleotides long. RefSeq lists its product as uncharacterized. Gene Ontology annotation, cellular component: endosome membrane. The coding region runs from base 1 to 4896 and encodes 1631 amino acids. The transcript has 10 exons. Gene Ontology annotation, molecular function: kinesin binding. Lineage: Eukaryota; Metazoa; Arthropoda; Insecta; Diptera; Muscidae. Gene Ontology annotation, biological process: positive regulation of membrane tubulation; Golgi organization; lysosome localization. The record is from RefSeq and is a predicted model, not a curated record.
AUGGAUUUUCCCCAACAAAUUGAAGAAACACUUGUGGCUAGAUCACCAUCGGUCUAUGAUGUUGUAAUGGAAUCACCGCUAUAUGCGGUAUCGAAAUUCCCAGAAAGUGGUACUCGUGGCAGUUUUGCACUUAUGAACGCAUUUGAUCAGAACAAACUAAUUGAGUCGGGAAGUAAUUUUAAUUAUAUCGAUAAAAUGGCAUCGAGCAUGAAUAGUAGCACCACCAUGGAUGAUACCACACCCAGUGAUUCGGGUGUACAAAUGUUGGAUUCGGAAUCCAGCGAAUUAAUGGCCGAGUCCAUUACCUCACAAACUGGUUUUGAGUUUGAGGAAAAUGCCAAAGCCCCAAUGGAGUUGGGACGGGUGGAAAAAGGCCAAAAUAAGGAUGCAUUGAUUGUGAUACCAGCCGAAGAGACAACGGUAAUGGAUAGUAAUUCGAAUAUAACAGGAGUGACAGCGGUGGCCAACAAUGCAGUUGUUGGGGCCGCCUUAGUGGAAGAAGCCAUGACAAUAAGUCAAUGUUCAACAUUCGAUACAACCGAAAAUAUUGUCUAUCGGCGUAAAGUACGUAAAACACCCAGUGUGGCAAAGGCGCCCAAGAAACGGGUGUCGUUCCAUGAAGAUAUACUGAAAAAUACUCGCACCGAUAAUAUACACAUUGAGCAUGGUUUUAUAACCUACAAGGCGGGUGUACAACGACGUAUGGCCCCGGCAAUGGGCCAGGCAGGACGUUAUUCUUGGUGUUCGGAAGGUGAUCGCCAGCGUUCUGCAGAACUUUGUAAUUCUCAGGAAGGUGAUGAGGGAGAUGAAACGGCGGCCGGUGGAGAUGGGCCCAAACGUAGAGGUCGUGUGGUAUAUCGUAAUGCCUGUUCCGAUGUGCUAGACUACGGCAAUUCCGACAUAUACGAUAUGAAUGAAAGCCAAUGCUUACAAUACGAUAAUUCGGGAGUCUUUGAAUAUGCACCCAAUGAAAAGAAAAAUGCCGUAGAACCCCCAAAGUCUGCUGCAGCUGAGAAAACGGAAAAUAAACCUGAACUUUAUAAAUGCUCAUGUUCCAGUUCGAAUUCAAGUCUCGACUCCGAUGAAAAUGAUAAAAAUUCAAAUGGUGGUCAAAGUUAUGGUCAAGCCAAGAGUAACUCCUGUGAUUGUAUUGGUAUGAGUAAUGCCAAUAAUAAUAUAAUUGGUGACAAUUGUUAUUAUUCAGAACCCAAUAUUGAUUUUGAUGAGAGUCCACCACGACAAAAAUCCGUAUGGAAUAAGGAAAAGAAACCCAAAUCAAGUUGCCUCAAGAAAACUAAAUGCCAUACCAAUAUUAUACACGAACAAGAUCUCAAUACUAAAAUGAAGAAGUUUAAUGUCCAUGACAUGAACCAGCUACUGGAUAACAGCAGUAAAAUGAUAUUUGGUUCAUUGAAAAGCAUCUUUACAAUGCCAUUACCGGAACGGGGUGUACCCGAGGGUUCAGAAGAUUUACAGGCAGUUGUGGAGUGUCUAUCCGAAUUGGAACAGACACCAGAACAUCAUCCAAAACCCCGGGAAAUGGAACAAUUCGCAGAGCGCCCAGAAUCACCACCACUAAAGGCCAAACCAUUUCUAAGUAAAAGCCUAGAUGGCUCGAAGCAACAACAACCCAUUAAGAAAUUUGUACACAAUGUCGAUGAACAAUUGAGACGUAACAAGGAAGAAGAUAUUUACACAGCUACACGACAAAAUAGCGAUGAACCUCCCAAAGAUGUUUCAACGAAAACAACACCCCACUUGGUGCGUCAAAUGGAAUUUGAAAGUGAUACAGAUUUGUUUAAUGCUGGUGCUGCUGCUGUGGCUGUAGCCACAGCUUCUUCUACUGCCUCAUCGACAUGUGAGACAACCACUGAUCGUACACCAUUCCGCAAUAAAUUCAUUAUCAACUGUGAGAGUACUGUAUUCGAACACACCGGUGUCUCGUAUUGCUAUGAAACAUCAUCAUUUAAUGAUCUCAAUAAUAUGGACGAUUUACAUGGCAGUAUUGCUAGUUUAAUUGAAAAAGACACGCCCAUUGCUCAACCAGAACCGGAAGUUUUGAAAAGUGCUUUUAUGACAGCCCCCUUGGCUAAGACAUUUUCCAAUUUCUUUCGCAGUUUUAAAGAUUCUGGAAAGGAUAAAACAUCACCAAAGAAAUUGAAUAACAAUAAACACAGCAGCAAACAAGCACAGGAAGACGAGGCCAAGAAAAUGCAAGAGGCUACAGAGAGCUAUUUUGCACUUAAAAUGCCCAAACGUAACAGCGUUGCAAAUGCAGUUCCUUUGGCUAGCAGCACACCAACAAAAUUCCCCUCUAUAUCAUCAUCAUCGACCAUAUCGGAAUUAACAACAACUACAACUUCCAAUUCGGCACAAAAUCAUCAAACGGCAGCACAGCAUCACAAAUCGAGUACUUCCCUAACAAGUGGCAUUGCCAGUGGCACUGGCAGCAGUGGCUUGCCAUCAACACCACGCGGUGAAAGUCUUGCCAUCGGCACCGAUCUACGAAGUAAUCUCGAAAAACAAUCACGUCAUUUACCCUCGCCGAUUAAGAAACGUUUAAGUGUUGCUGGUUCUACACUCAUACAACAACAUCCACCACAGAGAUAUGGUAGUAGUGCCGCAUCGCAAAUGCAUCAAAGCAGUCUUCAUGCCGACAUGGCCAUGUUCAGUCCUGAUCUAUAUAUGAUGGGUGCUCGUGGUGGCAGUGGUCGUGACUCAAAGAGUACCAUCUUAAGUGAAGAAUUCGAUGAUAUUCUGACCAUAACAACCGAUACGGAACGCAAUGAAAGCGACAUUGUUAUUGUUGAUUAUCAAGAUGUCAGUGACCGCAGUAAUGGCGGUGCUGCAGCCAUCGAAUAUGGUAAUCUCUUGAAACCGCCACAACCACCAGCUAAAACAUCGUUGAUAAAUCGUUUUCUACGCAACGUCACGCAAAAGAAAAUACUCGAGUCGUCGAUAAGACGUAACAAUUUCUUUGCCCAGAAAUUGAAAACGGAACAGAAACUCUUCACCGGCAAUUUGUAUGUGAAAGGUGCAAAACCACGUAAUUUGGAGUUGAUUGAAGAUUUAAAUGCUGAAAUUGCUAUGGAAAUUGAAAUGUCAGGGGUUAAUUCACCACGCAAAGAAUUGGCUAAUUUGGAGAGUGAUUUACCAGGAGAUUUGUCACGUUUCGAGUUGGGUAUUGGUGAAAUAUCUAUUGAUGUAUUUGCCGGUGUACAAUUGAGUAUUCUAAAAGAUGUCACUGAACAAUUGAUGAAAGUUUUCAAACUAUAUACUGGUUAUAGUAAAGAGGGUUAUAUGACACCGGUAUUGGUGCUAUUAACGGAUAAAUCGAUAUAUGUUACGGAUCUGGUACGCAAUCGUUUGUGUUCGAAAUUUGUUUUGGCCUAUCGGGAACUGGAUGUUAUAUUGAUGGGUCCCUAUGGUAACACAGUUUUGCUCUCGAAUAGCACACGGGAUAAACAACAAGUUCUAUUGGCCGGUGGUCCAUAUCCAGCAGCAGGUUUAGUUGCUAAUUUAGAAUUGUGUGCUCGGCGAAGUGGUUCCAUACUACCAGCUGUUGGUCAGCUGACACUAGACCACUUAGCCCCGUUACAAGAAUUUGUUCGGGAAAAUUCAUGUGUGGGUAAACAUGAUGCUUGGAUGUAUUAUGCCGUGGUUAAUGUACCCGGCUCCGCAUUGGGUGAGACUGGAGAACAGGAACCUUUGGGACCGCAUGCCAAAGGUUUUCUAAUGCAUCGACGUGUCAAGGAAAAUAUGAGCAAUACCACAUCUAAACAACAUCCAUGGAAUCCGGGAUAUUUUCUAUUAAAAGCUGGCGUAUUGUACAUGUUCAAUGAUUCGACACAAAAAAUACCCAGUUGGGCCAUGGCUUUGGCCGAAUGUCAAGGUGCCCGGAGAGCAGUAAAAGCCCAAAGGCCUCACUGUUUUGAAAUAAUGCUGAAAAAUAAAAUGCUAUUGCAGUUGGCGGCACCCGAUGAAUAUGUGGCCUCCGAAUGGUUACAGGCUUUAUUGCAGUCGGCAAGUGGGCUCUUUGAAAUGCAAGAGAAACACAAGACAUUGGGCUGUACUUUGGUGGUGACACAAAAUCACUUAAUAACUCUCCGAGAGGACUUUACUGCUCCACUUCGAAAGCUAAAGCAGGAGGAAGAAAAUAAUACUCUAACCAAAACGGAAACCCAAUCUUUAAACGCUACAAAUACAACAACAGAAGAAGAACAAUAUUUACCAGAAACUGGAAGUUUGUUAAGCUCUGCCAUGAGCACUCCAACACGUAACACUCUACGUUCCGAGUCAUCGAUAAAUUCAACACCAACAAAGCUUUCGCAACUAUCACGUUCCACAACAACAUGUAAUACCACUUUGGCAUCAUCGUUGGCUAGCAAUAAUGUCGCCAUUACACCAGCAUAUUUUUCAAUGCGCUCAACAGUAGCUGCUGCAACAUCUAAGCAACUUAUUGCCGCCGAUACUCAACAACAAGACAGGCAACAAUCGCAAUCUACAACACCACCACGUUCCAGUCGCCACAGCACCAUGAGUAGUGUUUAUGGUAAAAACUCUGGUUUAGAGAUUUUAACAUGCGCCGAUAUCAAAGAAAUGACUGGCAUUAAAAUACCCUCACACACCGAUACAUGGUGGUGUAUUUUGGAAUUUUCAUGUCAAGAGGUACGCGAAUGUUCGGAUGAUUUGGUGAUAUUCUUUGCCAGCAGCACCGAAAUGCAAAGAUUUCUACGUUUGCUGGAACAGCUGUGGCAGGCUAAAAAUAAUGACUUGUUCCCCAUUUGUGUAUUGGAUGAAGAUGACAUCAUAGCUGAACAAUGCACCAUGCUCUAUAUGGAUAUAAAUCGUUCCUGGGAACCGCUGCUAUCGGCUGCCCUGGGCUAUCCUAUAUAA